UCCAUAAGUUAAAUAAACAUGUUUAAUAUUACAAAAUCUGCUCUUUACCAUAAUAUAAAUACAGGAAGAGCUCAUAUUAUUUCCUAUCUCUCAUGUUGAUGUUUUUCUUCUUGCAGGUGUUGCAUAUAUAACAUCAGACUCAGUCACUGACGAUUAAGAAGAUGAACAAACACAGGAAGCAGAUGGCAGAGCAGUUCCUGAGUCAGGCCCUGGGCAUCAUCUGUUUGCUGACCGGAGAGGAAUAUGCCAUUGUGAAGAAGAGGCCCUCUCACAGCAGCAUUCACCGGCAGAGCGGAGAGGUGCCUAUAAAGUGUGAUGAUGUUGCUAUGCAUUUCACUAUGGAGGAGUGGGAGUUUAUAGAGGGACACAAGGAGCUUUACAAGGACGUCAUGAUGGAGACUCACCAAGCACUAAGGACUAUGGAGAUCCCAGGAAAUGAGAGCUCAGGUCACAGUGAUGAACAUCUAGACACAGGAGCUGCAGAACUUGUACAGAAUAUUCAGCCAGUGGAGACCCCAUCAGACGUCAUUGCAGAACUAACAGGUUACAGUGAUGAAAAUCUAGACACAGGAGCACAUGGAGACCUUGUACAGAAUAUUCAGCCAUCAGAUGUCUCUGCAGAUGACAUUAAUACUGAUGUAUUUAUGAAAACAGAAGAUCUGAGUGUAACGUGUCAGCUGGAAGUUCUAGUGAAGGAAAUCUGUUACAGCGACAAUGAAGAACUAACCGGUCACAGUGAUGAAAAUCUAGACACAGGAGCACAAGGAGAACUUGUACAGAAUAUUCAGCCAGUGAAGACCUCAUCAGACGUCUCUGCAGAACUAACAGGUCACAGUGAUGAAAAUCUAGAUACAGGAGCACAUGGAGAACUGGUAGAGAAUAUUCAGCCAGUGGAGACCCCAUCAGACGUCACUGCAGAACUAACAGGUUACAGUGAUGAAAAUCUAGACACAGGAGCACAUAGAGAAUUUGUACAGAAUAUUCAGCCAUCAGAUGUCUCUGCAAAUGAAAACGAUGCUAAGAUUUCAUGUAACAUGGAACAAACAGAGGAUCAGUUGCUAAGAAAUGUUGAACCAUCAGAGCAGGAAAUUUGUGGCAAUAUAAGUGCAGGCCUAUGUGAGGGUGAGGACCUCUCAAGCCGGGUGAGAUGCCUUGCUGUCGGGCAUUAA
Molecule: messenger RNA, 1169 nt
Organism: Bombina bombina (fire-bellied toad)
Lineage: Eukaryota; Metazoa; Chordata; Amphibia; Anura; Bombinatoridae
Product: gastrula zinc finger protein XlCGF66.1-like
Exons: 11
Coding region: 162-1169 (335 amino acids)
Biological process (GO): regulation of DNA-templated transcription
Source: RefSeq, a predicted model, not a curated record